AUCAUUGAAAAGCACUAUGCCCGGUCCCUGGGUGUGUGGUCUGAGAGGUCUGACUCCUCAGUAAAUGACACAGAGGACAUGAGUUCCUCAGAGACUGGGAAACACCCCUCUGUGGUCAUGUACUGGUCCCUGUCAGUGGCCAUCUUCUCCAUCGGCGGCAUGGUGUCCUCCUUCCUGGUGGGGUUUGUAGGAGACUUGAAAGGCAGGGUGAAGGGGAUGCUGAUGAUCAACGUUCUGGCCGUCGCUGCCGGACUGUUGAUGGGUCUCUGCAGGAUGUGGAAACCUCACAUCAUGGUCAUCUCAGGCCGUGCAGUCAUGGGCUUCUACUGUGGGCUGACAUCUGGAUUAGUGCCGAUGUACAUUGGAGAGAUAGCACCCAAAGCCUACAGAGGGGCUCUGGGAACUAUACACCAGUUGGCUACUGUUAUUGGGAUCCUAAUCAGCCAGGUUAUAGGUCUGGACUUUGUCCUUGGUAAUGAUGAAAUGUGGCCCCUGUUGCUUGGUCUAUCUGGAGCUCCUGCAGUGCUACAGUCCCUCCUGCUGCCUCUGUGUCCGGAGAGCCCACGCUACCUUUACAUUCUGCUGGGCCAAGAGCAAGAAGCCCGCAAAAGUCUGCAUCGGCUGAAGGGAGCAACAGAUCUAACUUCUGAUUUGGAAGAGAUGAGAAGAGAGAAGCAGGAGGCCGACCGGGAGGCAAGGGUUUCCAUACGAUCUUUGAUCUUGUCCUCUGUGUAUAGACGGCAGCUGUUCGUUGCCCUCAUGAUGCAUCUCUCCCAACAAUUUUCUGGCAUUAAUGCGAUCUUUUAUUACUCGACAGCCAUCUUCUCACAGGCUGGUGUCAGUCAGCCAGUCUACGCAACGAUAGGAGUCGGUGUCAUCAACACAGUGUUUACCCUGGUGUCAGUGGCACUUGUAGACAAAGCUGGGCGGCGCUCCUUGACUCUGAUUGGUCUGGGAGGUAUGUGCUGCUGUGCGGUUGCCAUGACAGUGGGCAUAAGGUUUCAGAAUGACUUCUCAUGGAUGAGCUAUGUCAGCAUGUCAGCUAUCUUCCUCUUUGUGAGUUUCUUUGAGAUCGGUCCCGGUCCUAUCCCAUGGUUCAUAGUAGCCGAACUGUUCAGCCAGGGGCCUCGGCCUGCAGCUAUCGCUCUGGCCGGCUGCUGCAACUGGACCAGUAACUUCAUCAUAGGCAUGACCUUUCCUUACAUACAGGCUUGGAUGGAUUGUUACGUCUUCAUCCUGUUUGCUGUGCUGCUUUUCGGCUCCACAGUCUUUAUUUAUUUCCGCGUCCCGGAGACUAAGGGUAAAACUUUUGAGGAGAUCGCUGCCAUGUUUCAGAAGAAACGUAAGACUCCGACAGGCAUUGCUGAACUGCAGCAGCUCAAAACAUCAUCAGAGGCUUAAAGGCGCCGAGUUUCACUAUUCAUCCAAGUAUUAACAGAAAAAAGAUCACGAGUGUGACUGCAGUGACAAUUAUUUGUGUUAAAUGUUUACAUUAAAUUUCAGUUGAAAGUCUUGUUGCAGUAUUUACAGCAUAUAAGUGUCACGUUUAUGAAUAAGGCUUAAUAUUACCUGUGUGGACUCUGUGUAAAAAUGGUUAUAUUUGUUUUUGACCUGAGUUCAAUUCUGCAGUUUCCCUUUAUUUUCAACAUCAAUGUUUUUAUGGUUUUAAUGACUCAGCAGCCAAAAUGAGAAAACUGGUGAAAAUCUUUACAAACUCAGUUCUGGCAAAGUAGAAGCAUGAAGUGAAAUGUAAAUAAAAACAGAAUGCAACGGUUUGUAAAUCUCAUAAACCCAUAUUUUCUUCACAGUAAAACACAGUAAAACAUAUUAAAUGUAACUAUUUUUAAAGGUCAUUUUGGAUUUGAUGGUGCAACACAUUGUAAAAAAAAUCAUUGGAUGUGGCAACAGAAGGUUGUAAAAAUAAAUGUAUGAAUAAAAAAA
Austrofundulus limnaeus is the source of this 1941-nucleotide messenger RNA. RefSeq names its product solute carrier family 2 member 2 (gene slc2a2). Gene Ontology annotation, cellular component: plasma membrane; brush border. NCBI's taxonomy places the organism in Eukaryota, Metazoa, Chordata, Actinopteri, Cyprinodontiformes, Rivulidae. Gene Ontology annotation, biological process: dehydroascorbic acid transport. Gene Ontology annotation, molecular function: D-glucose transmembrane transporter activity. The record is from RefSeq and is a predicted model, not a curated record.